Molecule: messenger RNA, 2005 nt
Organism: Botrytis byssoidea
Lineage: Eukaryota; Fungi; Ascomycota; Leotiomycetes; Helotiales; Sclerotiniaceae
Exons: 7
Coding region: 797-1858 (353 amino acids)
Biological process (GO): L-arabinose metabolic process
Molecular function (GO): alpha-L-arabinofuranosidase activity
Source: RefSeq, a predicted model, not a curated record
AUGGGCUUCAAAAGGCUGUCUAGGGCUCUAGCAGUCGCUUCUUUCUUGGUCUUUCGUUUAGUAGAUGCUGCUACUCUCACAGUAUCCACAACUGGUGGCAAUGCAUCCAGCCCUAUUCUUUACGGUCUCAUGUUUGAGGACAUCAAUAACUCCGGUGAUGGCGGUAUACAUGGCCAGUUGUUACGAAACAAUGGAUUUCAAGGAACAAAUCCUGGAUUGACAGCUUAUGCUGCUGUUGGAGGCACAGAUCUCACAGUUGAUACUGCCAAUCCUCUCACUUCAGCGCUCCCAAGGUCUCUGAAAGUUUCCAUUCCAUCCGGAACAACUGGACAAGUUGGCUUUUCGAAUGCUGGAUACCUUGGUAUCCCUGUGAAUGACGACACAUACGCCAACUACUUCUGGAUAAAGGGCUCAUACUCUGGAUCAGUUACAUUAUCCCUUGUUGGUGUCGCAAGCGGAACAGUAUAUGCCACCAAGACCAUUACAGCUCCAGAUGGUAAUAACGUUUGGAGAUUAACAUUUGAUGGAGCCAAAUUCGCCGGCAGUGCGCUGAAUUUUGGUCUACCUCAACUUUUCCCAGUCACAUUUCACCAGCGUUACAAUGGUAUCAGAAACGAUGUGGGAAACUUUCUUCAAGCACUCGAGCCCUCUUUCUUCCGCUUUCCCAAGUGGAAACAAUCUAGAAGGUUCAUCGCCAGGUAACAGAUGGAAGUGGAAUGAAACUAUUGGUCCAGUUGAAAAACGACCAGGAAGGCAAGGUGAUUGGGGUUAUCCAAACACAGAUGCUUGAGGAUUGAUGGAAUAUCUUCAAUUCAUCUCUGAUGCAGGUAUGAUACCAGUAUUAGCCGUCUGGUCAGGUCUUUCCCUCGAUGGAGGCGGAGUUGUAUCAGGUGCAGCUCUUACACCCUAUGUUGAUGAUAUCCUGGAUGAGCUUGAAUUCCUUCUUGGAUCUACAUCAACGACAUGGGGUGCACUUCGUGAAUCUUACGGUCACGCUGCACCAUAUGAUAUUCCCUUCAUUGAGGUUGGUAACGAGGACAAUCUAAGCGCCGGUUGUGGUACAUACGCCUCUCGAUUUACAGAUAUCUACAACGCAAUUCAUGCAGCGUACCCUGAUAUCACAGUCAUAGCCUCAACGUCACAAGCAUCUUGUCUUCCAAAUCCAAUUCCAGCUGGUGUUUGGACUGAUACUCACCACUACCUCUCGCCAAAUGGAUUCGUUUCCCUUUUCAACGAGUUCGACAAUAAGCCUCGCAAUGGACCAGGAAUUUUUGUUGGUGAAUAUGCCAGCACAACUGACAAUAGUGGCGCUACUACCUAUUGGUCAACAAUUCAAGGCGCGGUUUCCGAAGCAGUCUACAUGAUUGGUAUGGAACGCAACUCCGAUAUCGUCAAGAUGGCUUCAUACGCUCCUCUAUUUGAACAUUUCGACAUGGCCCAAUGGUCGCCUGAUCUCGCUGGACUUAAUGCCGAUCCUGGAUCUCUUACUGGAAGCGCAAGUUAUUACGUUCAGCAAAUGUUCUCUGUUCAUCGUGGCGAAACGAUCUUUCCCGUUACUUCUGAUGUUGGAUUUGGUCCCUUGUAUUGGGUUGCGAGUAGUACGACCGCUGGAACAUACUACGUCAAGAUCGCAAAUUAUGGCAAUGCGACUCAAAAUGUUACGGUGGAUAUCCCUGGCGCAACAGGUGCUAGUUCGAGUGCCAAACUGGUUUCCUUCGCGAGUCCUCCAACUGCAAGUAAUUACCCGUUGAAUGUUACCUUGCAGCCUGUCACAAGUACAGUUACUGGAAGUGCGCCUGGGGGAUGGACUUUUAAUGUUGCUGCGUAUGGUGUUGCAAUUAUUACUAUCACUACUUAGAUCCUUUUCUCAGGCUUGUAGAUUGAGUUGAAUCUUGGCCUAGCCUUCUGGGUAAAUUAUUGAAUACGUUUUCGAUGAGAGAUGAAAAGUCAUUUAAUAAGACUCGACGCCCCAGCCUUCCAGCCUGUAUGCAAAGUGAAAAUGAAA